GAACCACCUUCACAAUCUUCAAUAUUGAAAACACCACCCCCACUUUUUCUCUUUCUUCUCCCACCUUCCCUUCUCUCUCUACAAACCCUAGCUAUGGCUCUUCCUCAUCACCAUCCUCAACUACACAGUAUUCAGCAACAACAACAGCAGCAACAAUCCAAAUCUUUCAGAGAUAUAUACAACAAUAUGGACGGUCAGAUUUCAACCCCAGUUGCUUAUUUCAACGGCUCAAAUCUUCCCGAACAGUCUCAACACCCUCCUUAUAUUCCUGCUUUUCAAGUAGCGGGGUUAGCUCCUGGUCCAGCUGAUGAAGGAGCGCUAGAUUUGCAGUGGAAUUAUGGACUGGAACCAAAGAAAAGGAGACUCAAAGAGCAAGAUUUUCUUGAAAACAAUAACUCUCAGAUAUCUUCUGUUGAUUUCUUGCAGCAGCGAUCGGUGUCUACUGGAUUGGGCUUGUCUUUGGAUAAUGGACGUUUGGGUUCAUGUGGUGACUCAGCAUUUCUUGGGCUUGUGGGUGAUGAUAUUGAGCGUGAGUUGCAGAGACAAGAUGCUGAUAUUGAUAGAUACAUCAAAGUUCAGGGUGAUCGUUUGAGGCAAGCUAUCUUGGAGAAGGUUCAGGCUAAUCAGCUUCAAACUAUCACCUGUGUUGAAGAAAAGGUCCUUCAGAAACUUCGAGAAAAAGAGGCAGAGGUUGAGGAUAUCAACAAGAAAAACAUGGAACUUGAAUUGCGAAUGGAACAGUUGGCUUUAGAAGCCAAUGCUUGGCAACAGCGUGCCAAAUACAAUGAAAACCUGAUUAACACGCUUAAGGUAAAUCUGCAACACGUUUACGCACAAAGCAGAGAUAGUAAAGAAGGCUGUGGUGACAGUGAGGUAGAUGACACUGCAUCGUGCUGUAAUGGACGGGCCACAGAUUUCCACUUGCUUUGCCGGGAUAGCAAUGAAAUGAAGGAGUUGAUGACUUGUAAGGUCUGUAGAGUCAAUGAAGUUUGCAUGCUAUUGUUACCCUGUAAGCAUCUCUGCCUGUGUAAAGAGUGUGAAAGUAAGCUUAGUCUUUGUCCCUUGUGUCAGUCCACUAAGUAUAUAGGCAUGGAAGUUUACAUAUAAUUGGAUAUUCUGAAUCUAAUGUACAUGCCUUGACCAACUUAAUGUCCUUCCUCCUGGUCAGCUGACUCUUUGUAUACACUUAAACCCACCUAAAUAUUCAGUGAUCUCUCUAUUAGGAAUUCUUGGCAUUCUAAUUGUCACUUAGGACUCAUCUUGGAUAAAAUGGCAGUUAACUUUUGGGCUGAUGUUACAUUUCCUUCAGAAGAUCCAGUAUAUAUUGAUGCCUGUAUUGAUUUGCCAGUAACUGUACUGUCAUUGUGUAAUGACAUAUUCUCGCUAAGCAACAUUGUGUA
Nicotiana tabacum (common tobacco) is the source of this 1400-nucleotide messenger RNA. RefSeq names its product putative BOI-related E3 ubiquitin-protein ligase 2. Lineage: Eukaryota; Viridiplantae; Streptophyta; Magnoliopsida; Solanales; Solanaceae. The record is from RefSeq and is a predicted model, not a curated record. Gene Ontology annotation, molecular function: ubiquitin-protein transferase activity.